Molecule: messenger RNA, 1029 nt
Organism: Rhodofomes roseus
Lineage: Eukaryota; Fungi; Basidiomycota; Agaricomycetes; Polyporales; Fomitopsidaceae
Product: kinase-like protein
Exons: 6
Coding region: 1-1029 (342 amino acids)
Biological process (GO): intracellular signal transduction; protein phosphorylation; regulation of MAPK cascade
Cellular component (GO): cytoplasm
Molecular function (GO): protein serine/threonine kinase activity; ATP binding; protein tyrosine kinase activity
Source: RefSeq, a predicted model, not a curated record
AUGCUCGCGCCGUCCCCAAUCCCUACGACACCUCGUUACCCCGGCUGGGUCACUGAAGUCGUUGCGCCGCUCUCCGAGUUCAUCGAUGAAGCAGCGGAUCCGAGAGCCCUAUUUGUGGAUCUACGGGAGAUCGGGGAAGGAGAGAGCGGGAGUGUGUAUGCUGCACGGGUCGUGGCAUCUUCCCGGAGUCGAAGAGGGGACCAUGCAGACUCGCCUGAGACCGAGUCCGUCGCCAUCAAGAACGUUCCGCUUGUCCCGAAUGGCUCGCCCAAGCUGAGCGACCUUCGGCGGGAAAUGAGUCUUAUGCGCGGAGUCCGUCACCAGAACGUGUUGAGUAUGCAGGAAGUGUUCGUCGACAUUGUCGAGGAUGCGCUUUGGAUCAAGAUGGAGCUCAUGGAGCGCAGCCUGGCGGAUGUUCUGUUGCUUGUCGACGAGGGCAUCGUUGUAGAAGAAAAGCCCAUAGCACUGUUCGCGAGCGAUAUGCUGCACGGUCUCAGUCACUUGCACAAACUUGGCAUAGCUCAUCGUGACUUGAGGUCUGACAACCUCCUAGUCAACAGUGCAGGUGUUGCGAAGAUCGCUGAUUUCUCAAGCGCCGUGAAGGUUUCCAAGGAGGAACCGUCACGAACCGAUACCGUUGGUGUGGUUUAUUGGCAGGCGCCUGAGGUCAGAACCCCGCCAUACAACGCGUUGAAAGUCGACGUCUGGUCGCUGGGUGCGACUGUUUGGGAGAUGGCACAGGCAGAGCCUCCAUUCUCCGACAUCGAGGACCCGCGCUUGAUCCCUCAUCGGUGGCCCUCAUUACAUCAAGCCGAAAUCUACUCACGAUCUUUCCACGAUUUCUUGCAUCUCUGCUCACAACCCAGUUCUUUACGACCAGACCCGGACGAUUUGUUGAAGACACCAUUUAUCCGCAAUGCUAGCGGCAGGCCAGCGAUUCUCAGAUUACUGUCUGCGUGCAGAGCGAUUGAGGAUCGUGCAUCACGGAGACAGAGCUCAGGCUCAAAUGGGACAGUUUCGGUGUCAUAA